AAGGGUAGGCAGUACUGGUCUGGACCUUAGCGCGUCGUCCGUGCUUGCAGACUCCAGCCAUGGCGGGUCCUGAGUGGGAGUCUCUGGAGAACAGUUUGGAGAAGCACCUGCCUCCUGCAGACUUGCGGGAGGUGAAACGCGUUCUCUAUGGCAAGGAAACCAGGAAGCUCGAUCUGCCCAGCAGGGCUUUGGAAGCCGCCUCUGAAGGGGACUUUGAGCUGCAGGGAUAUGCCUUUGAGGCCGCGGAGGAGCAGCUGAGGCCUCCUCGGACUGUGCGUGUGGGACUCAUUCAGAACAGAACUCCCCUGCCUGCAGACGCCCCCGUGGCAAGACAGGUCGCCGCCCUUCACAGAUGCAUUGAAGCCAUUGUAGAGGUGGCCGCAGUGUGUGGGGUGAAUAUCAUCUGUUUCCAGGAAGCCUGGACUAUGCCCUUUGCCUUCUGCACGAGAGAGAGGCUUCCUUGGACAGAAUUUGCAGAGUCGGCAGAGGAUGGACCCACCACGAGAUUCUGUCAGAAGCUGGCAAAGAAGCAUGACAUGGUGGUGGUAUCUCCCAUCCUGGAACGAGACAGAGAACACGGGGAUGUUUUGUGGAACACAGCUGUGGUGAUCUCCAAUUCUGGAGCAGUCCUGGGAAAGACCAGGAAAAACCACAUCCCCAGAGUGGGUGACUUCAAUGAGUCCACUUACUACAUGGAGGGAAACCUGGGACACCCCGUGUUCCAGACUCCAUUCGGGAGGAUUGCAGUGAACAUCUGCUACGGGCGGCACCAUCCUCUCAACUGGCUCAUGUACAGCCUCAACGGGGCUGAGAUCAUCUUCAACCCCUCAGCCACAGUCGGCGCGCUCAGUGAAUCCCUGUGGCCCGUUGAGGCCAGAAACGCAGCCAUCUCGAAUCACUGCUUCACCUGUGCCAUCAACCGUGUGGGCGAGGAGCAAUUCCCGAACGAGUUUACCUCAGGAGAUGGGAAGAAAGCUCACCGGAACUUCGGCUACUUUUACGGCUCGAGCUAUGUGGCAGCCCCGGAUGGCAGCCGCACCCCUGGGCUCUCCCGCAAUCGGGACGGGCUGCUGGUGGCAGAGCUCGACCUGAACCUCUGCCGGCAGGUGAAUGACAUCUGGAACUUCAAGAUGACUGGCAGAUACGAGAUGUAUGCUCGGGAGCUUGCCGAAGCCGUCAAACCCAACUACAGCCCCAAUAUCGUGAAGGAGUAGCUGGAUUUUAGCCCCUGGCUGCCAAGGAGAGCACAUCUGCCCCUGGCAGCUCAG
Lontra canadensis (Northern American river otter) is the source of this 1268-nucleotide messenger RNA. It is a transcript of the gene UPB1, whose product is annotated as beta-ureidopropionase 1. The coding region runs from base 60 to 1214 and encodes 384 amino acids. The record is from RefSeq and is a predicted model, not a curated record. Gene Ontology annotation, molecular function: beta-ureidopropionase activity. Lineage: Eukaryota; Metazoa; Chordata; Mammalia; Carnivora; Mustelidae. The transcript has 10 exons.